UUGCUUAUUUCCAUUGACCUUGUAUCAAGCGGUAUUUUUUUUGCCUUUUCAAAACUUUUCCUCACCGUUUUUGAAUGGUAUUUUUUAGUCUAUGGAGGUUGCGAAGGACCUGAUGCUGCUUAUGUUAAGCUGAUUAGUAGUGAUGGCCACGAGUUCAUAAUCAAGAAGAACCUGGCAUUAACAUCCGGUACUAUUAAAGCAAUGCUUUCUGGUCCAGGCGCAUAUGCAGAAAACGAUUCCCAUGUCUUACAAAAGGUGUGCCAGUAUUUCGCGUAUAAAGUACGAUUUACAAACAGUGCAACUGAAAUUCCUGAGUUUCAUAUAGCACCGGAGGUGGCGCUGGAAUUGCUAAUGGCUGCAAACUUCCUUGAUUGCUGA
This is a messenger RNA of Enterobius vermicularis (human pinworm), 378 nucleotides long. The record is from the annotation of a GenBank genome assembly. Lineage: Eukaryota; Metazoa; Nematoda; Chromadorea; Rhabditida; Oxyuridae.